AUGGAUAAAUCAUGGAUUAAGAAGCCACACACAUCGGAUGAAUAUGAUCAAGGGAUAAAGGAAUUUAUUAAUUUUGCCUUUCGAGAUGAAUUAGAAAAUGGCGAAAUAAUAUGUCCUUGUAAACGUUGUGGUUUCAAAAAACCGCAGAGUGGAAGUGUAAUGUAUGAUCACUUAAAUUGCAAACCAUUUCCAAAGGGAUACACCAUUUGGGUACAUCACGGAGAGUCCAUAGGAGAAACUAGUACUAUCUCACCUAUUAGUAUUUCUAAUAUAGUUCAAGACACAGUUGUCGUUGAUGAUCAAAUGCAAAACAUGAUUAACGAUGCUUUUGGAGUCGAAGAUCAUGCAAAUGAAGUACCCAUUGAAUCAAAUGCAGAGAAGGAGAAAAAUGCAAGUCAACAAAGGUAUGAAGAGGCCAAAGAGUACUAUGAAUUAAGUAGAGAAGGAGAAAAACCUUUGUAUGAAGGGUGUGUUAAAUAUUCAAGACUAUCUUUUUUGGUAAAGUUGUAUCACAUCAAAUGUUUAUGUGGAAUGACUAAUAAAGCCAUGACAAUGGUUUUAGAGUUAUUAAAAGAUGCAUUUGAAUUUGCAAAUAUACCAAAUUCAUUCUAUGAAGCCAAGAAAACAAUCACCAAGCUUGGUUUAAAUUAUGAAAAAAUCCCUGUUUGUCCGAAUAAUUGUAUGCUUUAUUGGGGUAAUAAAGAAGAUGAAGAAAAGGAGACCUGCAAAAUUUGUAACACUUCGAAAUGGAAAUCAAAAGCAAAAGUUGGUACUUCAAAAUGGAAAUCAAAAGCAAAAGUUGGUGCAGUUGGAGUGUCUGGUGAUGGCAAUAAUCGAAAGAAAGUUCCUGCAAAAGUUCUUCGCUAUUUUCCAUUAAAACCACGGUUACAAAGAUUAUUUUUGUCGUCAAAGUCGGCCGAGGAUAUGAGAUGGCAUGCAAAUGAUAGUAAGAAUGAUGGAAUGUUGAGGCAUCCUAGAGAUUCUGAAGCAUGGAAACAUUUUGACUUGACACACCCUUGGUUUGCAUCAGACCCGCGAAAUGUGCGUCUUGCAUUAGCUAGUGAUGGUUUUAAUCCUUUUGGUAUGAUGAGUACAAAUUAUAGUAUUUGGCCAGUUAUUCUCAUUCCAUACAACACUCCUCCAUGGGUGUGCAUGAAACAUACAUCUUUUAUAAUGUCAAUGAUAAUUCCCGGUAAAAAAAUGCCAGGAAAUGAUAUUGAUGUCUAUUUACAACCUCUAGUAAAAGAAUUAAAGGAGUUAUGGACAACAGGUGUCGAUACAUACGAUUCUUUUAAAAAAGAGAUGUUCACAUUACAUGCAACUUUGAUGUGGACAAUUAGUGAUUUUCCAGGGCUGGGUACACUUUCUGGGUGGAACACUUACACUGGACUUGCUUGCCCAUCGUGUAACAUGGACUCUACUCCUCGUCGUCUUCCACAUAGCAAAAAAUGGUGUUUUAUGGGUCAUCGUCGUUUUCUUGAUCAGAGACAUAGAUUUAGAUUGAACAAGGUUCGCUUUGAUGGUCAACAAGAUAUGCGUGGUCCACCUAAAAUGUUAUCUGGGCUUCAAAUUCUUGAACAGGUUCAAAAUAUUGAUGUCACAUUUGGAAGAAAGCCAGAUAAAGAAAGGUCGGGAAAAAGAAUACGUGGUGGACGACCUACACAAGGUGUCAAUCAACAAUGGAAAAAGAAAAGCAUAUUCUUUGAACUUCCAUAUUGGAAGGAUAAUCUUCUGCGCCACAAUCUUGACAUGAUGCAUAUUGAGAAAAAUGUGUGCGAUAAUAUCAUAUUUACUUUGCUAAAUGAUAGCACAAAAAGUAAAGAUCAUCUUAAUGCAAGAAAAGACCUUAAAGCUAUGGGCAUAAGACCUGACCUUUGGCCCAAUGAAAAUGGAAGAAUUUCUCCAGCCGUCUUUACUCUUACUACUAAAGGUAAGAAGAGAUUUUUAACAACUUUAAAGAAUAUCACUGUGCCUGAUGGUUAUUCAAGCAACAUUUCUAGAUGCAUUGACAUGGAAAAUCUUAAGUUGAAUGGAAUGUUGAAGAGUCAUGAUUGUCACAUAUUGAUGGAACAACUUCUACCGUUAGCCAUUCGAGCAACAUUACCUGAUGAUGUUUCAGCUAUAAUGAUUGAGUUUUGCUCACUUUUUAGACAAUUAUGCAGUAAAGUAUUGAAUGUUGAUGAUUUGGAAAAAUUGCAAAAUCAGGUUGUCCUCACUUUAUGCCACAUGGAAAUGAUAUUUCCUCCCUCAUUCUUCACUGUUAUGGUUCACUUGGUUGUUCACCUUGUUGAAGAAGUUAAACUUGGAGGUCCUGUUCAUUAUCGAUGGAUGUAUCCUGUUGAAAGGUACUUAGGAAUACUUAAAUCGUAUGUACGUAAUAAAGCACGACCAGAAGGGUCUAUUGCAGAAGGAUACCUUGUACAAGAGAUUCUUACAUUUUGUUCAAGGUAUAUAGAAAACAUUGAGACUAGAUGGAAUCAACUUGGUCGUGUAGAUGAUGAGCCUAUUAAUGAGAUACAAACUGACUCACGUGUAGCUGAAUUAUUUCCUAGAGUUGGAAAAUCGGUUGGUGGUUCUUCAUACUACACCCUUACACCAAUUGAAAAGUUACAAGCUCAUAGACACGUUUUAACAAACUGCAUCAUAGUUGACUACUAUCUAAGGUAA
Molecule: messenger RNA, 2667 nt
Organism: Cicer arietinum (chickpea)
Lineage: Eukaryota; Viridiplantae; Streptophyta; Magnoliopsida; Fabales; Fabaceae
Source: RefSeq, a predicted model, not a curated record